Molecule: messenger RNA, 5380 nt
Organism: Leptonychotes weddellii (Weddell seal)
Lineage: Eukaryota; Metazoa; Chordata; Mammalia; Carnivora; Phocidae
Source: RefSeq, a predicted model, not a curated record
AUGACUGCAGGUGCUGGAUUCCAGGAAGAGGCGGACUCGGUCAGCCAAACCCUGGCAAAGCUGAACUCCAGCCUGGACACCCAGUACAGCCCAGCCUCAGGGGCGCCCCCUGGUGCCCCCAUAGAGCUGCUGCAGCAGCUGGAGGCAGAGAAGAAGCAGCUGGCUGUCGCUGAGAAGACCAUUAGGGACCUGCAGUGGCGUAGCCAACAGGUGGCCCCUCUGCAGCAGCGCAGGAACCCGCCCCAGCAGCCCCUGCAUGUGGACAGCAUCUGCGACUGGGACUCAGGAGAAGUGCAGCUGCAGCGGGGUGAGCGGUAUUUGCUGAUGGACAACACUGACCAGCACACCUGGGUCGUUCAAGGCCCAGGUGGGGAGACCAAACGUGCGCCAGCCGCCUGCUUCUGCAUCCCAGCUCCGGACCCUGAAGCCGUGGCCAUGGCCUCCAAGCUGGCCUCGGAGCUGCAGGGCCUGAAGCAGAAAUUGGGCACAGUCCAGAGCCACCUGAUGGCCAGUGCUGAGCGGCCCUUAAAGACUGGCCAGCAGGCUCCCACUGGCUCAGCCCCAGGAGACCCACAGGCCCAGAAGCUCCUGACACAGAUGACUCGGCUGGAUGGAGACCUGAAGCAGAUAGAGAAGCAGGUGCUGGCCUGGGCCCGGGCCCCGCUGAGCCGCACGACACCACUGGAGGACCUGGAGGGCCGCAUCCAAAGCCACAAGGGGACAGCCCAGCAGCUGCAGGGCCUGGGAGCAGAGAAGGAGGCGGCCCAGCAGGAGUGUGAGGCGUUUCUGUCCACCCGGCCUGGGGGCCCCACUGCCCUGCACCUGCCCCUGGCUCUCAACAGUGUCAAGAACAAGUACAGCGACGUGCUGGUUCUCUGCAACCUCUACGGGGAGAAAGCCCGAGCUGCCCUGGGCCUGGAGCGCCAGAUCCAGGACACGGACAGGGUCAUCCGAGGCUUCGAGUCCGCCAUGGCGCAGGAGGCCCCCAUCCCCGCUGGCCCGGGGGCGCUGCAGGACAGGGUCAGCGAGCUGCAGCGCCUGCGGAAGGAGCUGCUGGAACAGCAGGCCUGUGUGCUGGGGCUGCUCCGGGAGCUGAAGGCCACUGAGCAUGCAUGUAGCACCCUGCAGAACAACUUCCAGGAGUUCUGCCAAGACCUGCCUCGCCAGCAGCGCCAGGCGAGGGCCCUCACCGACCGCUACCAUGCUGUGGGGGACCAGCUGGACCUACGGGAGAAGAUGUUGCAAGAUGUCGGCCUCACCUACCAGCAGUUCAAGAACUGUACGGACAACUUGAGCUUCUGGCUGGAGCACCUGCCCCGCAACCAGGUGCGGCCCAGCGAUGGGCCCAGCCAGAUCGCCUACAAGCUGCAGGUGCAGAAGAGGCUGCAGCAGGAGGUCCAGGGCCGAGAGCAGGACAGGGCCAUGGUGUCCCGCCUCUCCCAGGACCUGCAGGCAGCUCUCCAGGACUACGAGCUGCAGGCGGACACCUACCGCUGCUCCCUGGAGACCACCCAGGCAGGCUCAGCCCCCAAGAGACCCCGCGUGGCUCCCCUGCAGGAGAGCAUCCAGGCGCAGGAGAAGAGGCUGACAAAGGCCUACACCGAGCUCGCAGCUGCACACCAGUGGCAGCUGCACCAGCUGGAAUUUGCCAGAAGGAUGCUGGAGAAGAAGGAGCUCAGUGAGGAUAUCCAGGUGACCCAUGACACACGGCAGGGGUCUGAGGGCCCAGCCAGAGCAGGGAGGGAGUCCGAGGCCCUGAAGUCCCAGCUGGAGGAGGAGAGGAAGCGGGUCGCACAGGUGCAACAGGAGCUGGAGGAGCAGAGGAACCAGCUGCUGCAGCUGAGGACACAGCGGCCCUUGGAGAGGCUGGAAGAGAAGGAAGUGGUGGAGUUCUACCGGGACCCCCAGCUGGAGAGCAGCCUGUCCAAGGUGAAGUCCCAGGUGGAGGAUGAAGGCAAGAAGCGGGCCGGCCUGCAGGCAGACCUGGAGGCGGUGGCCCAGAAGGUCGUCCAGCUGGAGAGCAAGAGGAGGGCCAUGCAGCCUCACCUGCUGACCAAGGAGGUCACCCAGAUCGAGAGGGACCCCGGCCUGAGUAGCGAGGCGGCCCAGCUCAGCGGCGAGAUCCAGCAUCUGCGAGGGGAGAACGCCACCGUCUCGGCCCGGCUAGAGGUGCUAAAGAAGGAGCUGCUGGCCCUGGAGCAGAAGGCGCCGAACGUGAAGGAGAAGGUCGUGGUGAAAGAAGUGGUCAAGGUGGAGAAGGACCUGGAAAUGCUGAAGGCAGCCCAGGCCCUGAGGCGGCAGUUGGAGGAGGACACGGGGCGGAGGAAGGCGGCGGCCGAGGCUGUGGCCAAGCUGCAGUCUCGCAUUGAAGACCUAGAGCGCGCGAUCAGCGCCGUGGAGCCCAAGGUGAUCGUGAAGGAGGUGAAGAAGGUGGAGCAGGACCCAGGCCUUCUCGAAGAGGCGUCCAGGCUGAGGAGCCUCCUGGCAGAGGCCAGGAGCAAGAACGUGACACUGACAUGGGAGCUGGAGGACCUGCGUGGCAAGUACAGCGUGGUGGAGAAGCAGAAGCCCAAGGUAGAGCUCCAGGAGUGUGUCCACGAGACCUUCCAGGUGGCUCCCGAGACGCAGCAGGAGAUGACGCGGCUCCGGGCCCAGCUGCAGGAGACGGCCAGCAAGAGGAGCCGCGUGGAGCAGGAGGUGGAGGGGCUGCUGCCCGACCUGGCUGCCCUCCGGGCCCAGAAGCCAGCGGUGGAGUACAAGGAGGUGACGCGGGAGGUGGUGAAGCACGAGAGGAGCCCCGAGGUGCUGCGGGAGAUCGACCGCCUGAAGGCCCAGCUCAACGAGCUGGUCAACGGCAGCGGGCGGGCCCAGGAACAGCUCAUCCGGCUGCGGGGGGAGCGCGAUGAGUGGAAGCGGGAGCGGUCCAAGGUGGAGACCAAGACGGUGAACAAGGAGGUGGUGCGCCACGAGAAGGACCCAGUCCUGGAGAAGGAGGCCGAGCGGCUGCGCCAGGAGGUGCGAGAAGCCGCCCGGAAGAGGCGGGCCGCCGAGGACGUGGUCCACGAGCUGCAGAAUAGGUACCUGCUGCUGGAGAGGAGGCGGCCUGAGGAGAAGGUGGUGGUGCAGGAGGUGGUGGUCACUCAGAAGGACCCGAAGCUCCGCGAGGACCACAGCCGGCUGAGCCGGAGCCUGGACGAGGAGGCGGGCCGCCGGCGGCAGCUGGAGCGGGAGGUGCAGCAGCUCCGGGCCGGCGUGCAGGAGAAGGAGAGCCUGCUUAGCUUCCAGGAGGACCGGAGCAAAAAGCUGGCCGUAGAGAGGGAGCUGCGGCAGCUGACCUUGAGGAUCCAGGAGCUCGAGAAGCGGCCUCCCGUGGUGCAAGAGAAGAUCAUCAUGGAGGAGGUGGUCAAGCUGGAGAAGGACCCGGCUCUGGAGAAGUCCACGGAAGCCCUGCGGCAGGACCUGGACCAGGAGAAGACCCAGGUAACAGAGUUGCAUCGGGAGUGCAAGAACCUGCAGGUCCAGAUCGAUGUCCUCCAGACCACCAAGUCGCAAGAGAAGACCAUCUACAAGGAAGUGAUCAGGGUGGAGAAGGACCGGGUGCUGGAGGGCGAGCGGUCCCGGGCGUGGGAGGUGCUUAACAGGGAGCGCUCGGCCCGGCAGAGCCGGGAGGAGGAGGUGCGUCACCUCCGGGAGCGGCUGGACAGGGCCGAAGCGCUGGGGAGGACCUGGGCCCGGGAGGAGGCUGAGCUCCAGAGGGCCCGGGACCAGGCGGACGAGGAGCGCAGGCAGCUGCAGCAGGAGCUGCGGGAGCUGGGGAGGCAGAAGCAACGGAAAGUGCUGCAGCUGCAAGAGGAGGCGCAGCUGCUCACCCAGAAGACAGAGAGCGAGCGGCAGAAGGCCGCUCAGCAGGGCCAGGAGCUCUCGCAGCUCGAGGCGGCCAUCCUCCGCGAGAAGGACCAGAUCUACGAGAAGGAGAGGACCCUCCGGGACCUCCACGCCAAGGUGAGCAGGGAGGAGCUCAACCAGGAGACCCAGACGCGAGAGACCAACCUUUCCACCAAGAUCUCCAUCCUCGAACCUGAGACAGGGAAGGACAUGUCCCCAUACGAGGCCUACAAGAAGGGCAUCAUCGACCGAGGCCAGUACCUCCAGCUCCAGGAGCUCGAGUGCGACUGGGAGGAGGUCACCACCUCGGGCCCCUGUGGCGAGGAGUCCGUGCUCCUGGACCGCAAGAGCGGGAGGCAGUACUCCAUCGAGGCCGCCCUGCGCUGCCGGCGCAUCUCCAAGGAGGAGUACCAUCUCUACAAGGACGGCCACCUCCCCAUCUCCGAGUUCGCGCUGCUCGUGGCCGGGGAGACCAAGCCCUGCUCCUCGCUCUCCAUUGGCUCCAUCAUCUCCAAGUCCCCGCUCGCCUCCCCAGCCCCCCAGGGCCCCGGCUGCUUCUCUCCCAGCGUCUCCUUCGGGCUCAGCGAUGACAGCUUCCCCAUCGCUGGCAUCUACGACACAACCACAGACAACAAAUGCACCGUCAAGACGGCCGUGGCCAAGAACAUGCUGGACCCCAUCACGGGGCAGAAGCUGCUGGAGGCCCAGGCGGCCACAGGGGGCAUCGUGGACCUCCUCAGCCGGGAGCGCUACUCCGUGCACAAGGCUGUGGAGAGGGGGCUGAUCGAGAACACUUCGACGCAGAGGCUGCUCAACGCCCAGAAGGCCUUCACUGGCAUUGAGGAUCCCGUCACCAAGAAGAGGCUGUCGGUGGGCGAGGCCGUCCAGAAGGGCUGGGUGCCGCAGGAGAGCAUGCUCCCCCACCUGCAGGUGCAGCACCUGACCGGGGGGCUCAUCCACCCCAAGAGGACCGGCCGCAUCCCCGUCCCUCAGGCCGCGCUCUCCGGAAUGAUCAGCGAAGAGCUGGCCCAGCUCCUGCAGGAUGAGUCCAGCUACGAGAAGGAUCUGACAGACCCCAUCUCCAAGGAACGGAUGAGCUACAAGGAGGCCAUGGGGCGCUGCCGGAGAGACCCCCUGAGCGGCCUGCUGCUGCUCCCGGCCGCGCUGGAGGGGUACCGCUGCUGCCGCCCCGUCUCCCCCCGGGUGCUGCGCUGACGCGGCCAAGUGGUCAUGGGGAGCGCGUGUGGGGGGCGGGCGGACGGCAGGCACCCCUCACCCCCAGAGCAGCCUAAUCCGAGGGGCAGGUCUUCCCUCUGUCUGACCGCGGUGCUAUUACUCAAAAGUUUGCGAUGGUGGACCCCCUCCCCUAACUCUGCUGCCCAGUCCAUCCCCCGACCCCGAGAUCAGCACAUCUGUUUUUCCUCCCCGCUCCCCCACCCAGUGCUUCCAAUAAACGAAUUCUCCCAGCGUCUAGUUUGAGUUUGGGAACACAGAA